AUGUCUGGAAACAACAACCCUGAAAACUGGCGGAACGUCACAGGUAUCGGUCACGGCCAGAACUGGGGUGCGCCGACCGCUUACUCCAAGAACGGGACUGCUUGGGGAAAGGCAAUGAACCCAUCAGCCGUCAACAACGACAAGGCUUCUCCUGCCACACCUGCAAAGGGCUUGAACGCCACGGCUCCGUCCUUCACUCCUACGAUAAUACCAGAAAAGAUGAGCAACAAUCCCUUCUACAACGAUGACCCACUCAACGUCCUCGGUCUCGGCCACGGCGCGGAUUGGGGUACAAGACGCCCUUAG
Molecule: messenger RNA, 306 nt
Organism: Alternaria rosae
Lineage: Eukaryota; Fungi; Ascomycota; Dothideomycetes; Pleosporales; Pleosporaceae
Exons: 2
Coding region: 1-306 (101 amino acids)
Source: RefSeq, a predicted model, not a curated record